Messenger RNA from Aspergillus pseudonomiae, 1482 nucleotides. RefSeq names its product GOLPH3/VPS74 family protein. NCBI's taxonomy places the organism in Eukaryota, Fungi, Ascomycota, Eurotiomycetes, Eurotiales, Aspergillaceae. The transcript has 3 exons. The record is from RefSeq and is a predicted model, not a curated record. Bases 188 to 1321 code for a protein of 377 amino acids. Gene Ontology annotation, biological process: Golgi to plasma membrane protein transport; Golgi organization; Golgi vesicle budding. Gene Ontology annotation, cellular component: trans-Golgi network; Golgi cisterna; cytosol. Gene Ontology annotation, molecular function: phosphatidylinositol-4-phosphate binding.
CUGACAAUUACCCGCCCAGCAAACUUUCGGGAUAUUCUUCCCUCACCCGUCAAGCACGCUAUCUUCAACAAACUGGUAAACGGUCUGUGUCGCAGGUCAUAGCGGUAUAGAUUCCGGUUCCUGACAUUCUUCCCGACCGUGCUUUCGCUCUCCUUUCCGCUCCCGAACUCCGAUCCCCUAUCUCCUCAUGGCCUCAGCCGGGGGCUUGACUCGCCGAAGAGGUGGCGGUCGAGUCGCUGGCGCAGACGAGAACGAUGACAGCAGAGUCUCCUCGCCAGUCUCCAGAAAUGGUUCUUCCUUGGAUAACCGUAUUCCCGAGACGUCGUUCACCAGUACCGAGAAUGGACACAAGAUCGCAUUCGACCCCAGAGACCUCAGCGAGACCGAAGAACGAAGCAAGCAGCCCAAGCUGACGUUGAUGGAGGAAGUACUACUGCUGGGGUUGAAAGAUAAACAGGGUUACCUGUCUUUCUGGAAUGAGAACAUUUCGUACGCUUUGAGAGGAUGCAUUGUGAUAGAAUUGGCCCUCCGCGGUCGUAUUAGCAUGCAGAAGGAUUCUUCUCGACGGCGCUUCCCCUUGGCCGAUCGUGUGAUUGAAGUCGUCGACGAUACAUUGACUGGGGAGGUCUUGCUGGACGAGGCGUUGAAGAUGAUGAAAUCGAGCGAGAAGAUGAGCGUGAACUCCUGGAUUGAUCUCAUGAGCGGUACGUACGACUGGAUGCUCUCUAUGUUCGAUGUUCGAGAGGGCCCGGGUGCUAACGGGGGACGCGUGGCAGGUGAAACAUGGAACUUGAUGAAGAUUGGCUACCAGUUGAAGCAAGUGCGUGAACGUCUGGCGAAGGGUCUUGUCGACAAGGGCAUUCUUCGGACCGAGAAACGCAAUUUCCUCCUCUUUGACAUGGCUACACAUCCUGUCGCCGACGGCGGCGCAAAAGAUGACCUCCACCGUCGGGUGCGCAAUGUGUGCAGCAAUCGAACUGUGAUUCUUCCGCCUAACCAGUGGCUUCCUGAGGACUCCGAGUUCCGCUACCUGCGGACGAUCACGAUGGUAUGCGCAGCUUACGCCGCGAACGUCCUGGAAAACGCUCUGGUCACAAUGAGCCACGAGGCUCGAGAGAGAGCCUUUGCGCAGGUGGAUGAGUUACUGGCAGAGUACUCCCAGUGGCCAUUUGCCCGGCGGGCGGGUGGUUCGCAGGCAAUUGGAGCUAAUUUGGCGGGGGCAAUCAACGAGGAGGUGAACAAGGCUAAGGACAGAGAGCUUCAGUUGGAGAUUGUUGCAGCAUGUUUGAGCGUUUUCACUAGACUCGACUCCUUACUGUAGGAGCUUUCAUCUAUCACCCUCCUAUGUCUUAUCACUCUUUGCCUUCGCCAUCCAUCUUACUUAUUCCCCUGAUCCCUCUCCCAGAAAAUUUCAGCAGGAGUUCUUCUUUUACUUUGCUAUUUUGGCUACUGAGCAGUAGUUUCCGGCAUGCGGUUGGAAUC